ACAAAAAAAAAAAAAGACAAGAACACACAACACACAAUCAAACACACGCGAGAUCUUGUGGAGCUCCUCACUUUUGAGCACUUCUUGUUCCUUCACAAUGUCUAAUAGGCACACGAUUAUUCUCAUGCAAGCAUCUCACAACAGGGCAAGUCGUACUUUCAUGGACUAUGAUUCUAUCAGCCAAGCAAUGGAUGGAAUUUGUGGGCUUUACGAACGGAAGCUGAAGGAGCUAAAUCCAGCAUCAAGAAAUAUCACAUACGAUAUUUCGGAUCUUUAUAAUUUCAUUGAUGGACUUCAUGACUUAAGUGCUUUAGUCUAUGAUCAUUCAAUCCAAGCUUAUUUACCGUAUGAUCGACAAUGGAUCAAGCAAAAGACAUUACAGCACUUGAGGAAAUUGGCACAUUAGGUCCUUCCGAUGCAUAUUCUUCUCUAAUUCGACUUUUGUCGAGCUUUUGUAUCUCAUAUUUUCUUGUUAUGGAAACUUUUUAAUUUGCUAGUGACAUUUGAUCUGGUCUAGCAAUCAUUAUUGCAACAUAUGAAAUGAAAUUGCAUAUUGUACAAUCUGUAUGAGCUUUGCAUCAUUAGUUUAAUGUCAUGUUAUCCACAAUUGUACUUGGUUGGUGCAAUUUUGUCGAUUCAAUCAAACAAAGUCGUGUUUUUUCAAAUACUG
Molecule: messenger RNA, 670 nt
Organism: Striga asiatica
Lineage: Eukaryota; Viridiplantae; Streptophyta; Magnoliopsida; Lamiales; Orobanchaceae
Source: the annotation of a GenBank genome assembly